AUGUGUGACGCUGAGUGGCUGAGUAACAAGUAUAUUGCUAGUUUGUUUAUGCGUCAUUGUUUAUUAUUAUUUUUUGUACAUAGAAUAUCAAAUUUGAAUCCAGAAGAUAGAUCAGUAACACCAUUAUAUGCUGUAGCACUAAUGUAUUAUUUAGCUACACUUGGCUUAUUGCAAGACUACAUUUCCAAAUACCAUGUAAUUUUCCAGGGUAAUUGCAGUGAUUUUGAACUAGGUGUAUUGGGUUUUGUUGCUGUCCCUUUCUGCAGUCUUUUUAACCACAGCUAUUGUCUUAAUACAGUGCUGAUAAAAUUAGAAAACAAUGAAAUAAUUGCCUAUGUUGAUCGCCCUAUACCUAGGAGAACAGUUAUUUGUUGUGUACAUGAACAUCAGUUAUCGUUUUGUGCCCAAGGAAGUUCGUCAAAAAUUAUUAACAGCUUUUCAUGCAACUAUGAAUUUAAAAGCACUUGGGCUAUCGAAUAUCGACAUUGAAGUAUACCAAUCAUAAAUAAUUAGAAGACAGCAUUGAUAUUUUUCUUAUGCGGAAAGAGAAGAUUGAAUAACAUAAUAUGACUUGAAUGUGAAUGCAUGUCUCGUUUGGAUGAUUGGACAAGUGGAACUAUGCCAACAUUUAUUCAAAAACCUGUUUUGAAACAUUCAACGGACCAUGCCCUACAAACGGAACAGUUAUUAAGAUUUUAUUAAUCGAAUAGUUUUUUGUUAUAUGUAAUGCAUUUACCUAAUGAUAAAUAAGUCUGCAUAAAAUCUGUGAUAACACCAAUAUUAUUCUCCAGUGUUUUUAAGGAACUAAUUGACCAACACAUCCUGAUCGUAUCCAAGUCGAAAUCUUCCAUUUUUUUGCAUUCAUAUAUAUUUUCAAACUUGUUUACGAACAUGUUUAUGAUAUCAUAUGAUAUACUAUGUUUAGGCAAAGUGAUUUGAAUAUAAAAUAUCUGAUUAAAAAAAUUUUUGAAUUCUGUACUUCUUGACAAUAAUGUGUCUUCAUGAAUAAAAAAAUAAUAUA
Phymastichus coffea is the source of this 1021-nucleotide messenger RNA. RefSeq lists its product as uncharacterized. The record is from RefSeq and is a predicted model, not a curated record. The transcript has 4 exons. Bases 1 to 489 code for a protein of 162 amino acids. Lineage: Eukaryota; Metazoa; Arthropoda; Insecta; Hymenoptera; Eulophidae.